Dunckerocampus dactyliophorus (ringed pipefish) is the source of this 3135-nucleotide messenger RNA. It is a transcript of the gene ensab, whose product is annotated as endosulfine alpha b. Gene Ontology annotation, cellular component: cytoplasm. The transcript is spliced from 3 exons. Lineage: Eukaryota; Metazoa; Chordata; Actinopteri; Syngnathiformes; Syngnathidae. The record is from RefSeq and is a predicted model, not a curated record. The coding region runs from base 163 to 513 and encodes 116 amino acids. Gene Ontology annotation, molecular function: protein phosphatase inhibitor activity.
GUGGGAUACGCCCCCAAAGGUGACGUCAUUUCUGUACACGCCAUUUUUGUUGGGGAGCAGUCGUGUCUGAUAAAGAGAGGAUUAGAUUGAGUACAGGUGCAUCAGACGGUACCUUUUUGUUUCACCCUUUUGACUUGUGUGCUUGGCCGUCACACUCACAGAAUGUCGUCAGAAAACCUGGACUCGGACACUCAGUUGGACUACGAGGACGAAAAGCAGGACUCCCAGGAGAAGAACACCAACCCGGUGAAAGCAGAGGAGGCCAAACUGAAGGCCAAGUACCCCGGCCUUGGCCAGAGGCCUGGGGGCUCAGACUUCCUCAUGAAGCGACUACAGAAAGGGCAAAAGUAUUUUGACUCUGGCGACUACAACAUGGCGAAGGCCAAGAUGAAGAACAAGCAGCUUCCUGUGGCGGGCCCCGACAAGAACCUGGUGACCGGCGACCACAUUCCCACGCCACAAGACCUGCCGCCGAGGAAGUCGUCCUUGGUGACCAGCAAGCUAGCUGGCUAGCCUUCAUCAUCCCAGACGCACACCCUCACCCUCGGGGGCUCCCGGAGAACACCCCCCUGUCUUCCUCACCCCUUACUCCCGGUCGUUCCACUGAUCCCAACCACCGCCUCGCCCCUCUUUUCCCUCUCUCAUCCCCAAGCACCACUGGCUUUAACACAUGGGGCAGACUCGUUUAAGUUCAUGUGCUUGUGUGUGGGGGUGGUGGGGUGGAUUGGAUGGAGAUCUCCCCUUCUGUCCUACUGAGCUCUGCACUCUGCGCCACUGCCUCCCUCUUGUCUUGGUUUUCUGUGUUCCAAGAUGCAUCACAGUAGGUGUUGUCAUACAGUGGCUUUGCUGGGGAGUCCAUGCACUUUGUAUCGUAUGUUUGGGGUUUUUGCAUCCUGAGUGGAAGCACAUUAAUGCGUGUAAGGGAUCCAUCUUUGAGCUUUGAGUUCCCCCUGUCCAUGCAGUUGGCAGGGUGAGGUGUGGAGGAGGAACGUGUGUCGAUACUGGCUUGUAUACCAAAUUUUGUGACACACAUUCACCAUCUUCUUACUGAGCAACGGAAGCUUCCUGUCACUGUACAUGUUGCUGUGAUUGGUGACUCUCUAAACAUGCUGCAUGAAUGCAACCUGUUACCAGGAAACUCAGCAUUGCUGUCUGGACAGUCCACAGGCAGCCGAGUGCUUCUGCACUUGUUUCGUAAAGGUUAAGUUGUAGCUGAGCUUUAUUCAAUGUCGGCUUUAGUGUUCUCCAACAGCCAUGAAGCACCAUGCACUGGCCGCAUGCUUUCCUCACUGAUGCUCACACAAGCAUGCAUUUGUGCACUUGAGUGGUCUGCUUUACAAGGCAGAGCACCCUUCAGAGAAACCGAGGUUGUUUUUUUUUUCCUUUACUCCGAGUCAAUCACAUAAAUGGUCUUGGCUUAGUUUUUGCACCGGAUGCGCUUCCCGACACAACCCUGGCCGUGAAUUAAACCCCAUGCCCUCUGCCACAAAUAAAUUUGGACCGCCACAGAUUGAUUUGCCGCUACCCAGACUUUUUUGUGUUUUGUUUUGUUUGUUUUUUAAGAUUUGGCGCUACCUGUUCCCCCUAGCUCACAAACAAAUUCGAAUGGUACUGUCUCUGUGUACCUUGUCAUUACUUAGGUGUAUCAGCGCACACUUCCAUGGAGCCCAGGAAACAUCAUGAAGCAUUAUAAGGCGCAAGCAUGUGCGUGUACCGCUGCACGCAGCGAAACCAACAUCCUUAAGUCAAUAACUUUGUAUUCAGUUGUUAAAUAAGGUUUAAAAACAUGAGAUAAUGUCACACAUUUCAUAUGACACAAACAAAAGAAGCUCCGUUAUACCUGUCCACACACAGACACUGAGUCAGAGGUUUUUGGAAAAUUGCCAUCCGGCCCAAGUUUUGCGUCCUGACUGAUUAUGCAAAUUAGAUGAUAACAUCAUCUCACCACAACCCGUGGCCACAGAUAGAUUGCAGUCCUGUAGUAAACACUGGACACUUAUGUUUAAACUUAAACUCUUCUGAAGGAAAUGUUAUCUCUCCCUGCUAGCCUGGUUAAACUUCAGUAAAUGUUUGCAUGGGCGUCAAAGUGAAGUUUGAUCCCAGGCGUGUCUGCAACCUGAUAAGAGACUCUCUUAAAAUGGGACGCUGCGUGCCUGCAGGGUGCGCUCACUCCUCUUCUCGGAUACGCAAGUAGAGAUAUAGCCAGUGCACCGUUUGAAUCUAAUGCUCAAGGCGUUGAGGGAACCUUGACACGUGCACACGUUGCACGCUGGCUUAGUAAUCAGGUGCAUGCAACAAACAUUGUCGACCGAUUUGUUGAUUUCUCACUUGUGUACCUGUGGGGUGAAGGUGUGUGUGUAUGCAGUGUAAAUAGAAUUUGACAGGAUAGGAUUUUUGUGUAGGCUCCCUCCUGCCUGUCGGCUGCGUUAAACACCGCUUCUGCUGUACCUAAUGAGUGUGUUUGGAGGAACAAUGUGAGUGUGUAUCUUAUGAAAAUAUGUGUAAAUGCUGCUGAGUCACUCCAAGACAAAUCCUUGUGAAGGGAGCCUGUCCCAUUCUUUUUCCUUCUCAAGUUUCUCAGUUUCAGCAUCUUCUCGCUCUUGUGACACAGGCCAAAAAGAAAACAAUGCAGAUGCUUAAAUGACAGCAGUGCAUUGUGCAAUUAGCCUACACGUCACUUUGAAUGCCAACUAAAGAUGUCGUUGUUGUGGGUGAUAAGCUUGCACACAAACGUGAGUGGACAGGAGUCAUGAUGUGUAGCUUGGCACGGAGCAUUUGAGCGAGAGGAAACAGACGGGCUGCUUGGAGGCCUAACCCGCAGGGUGUUUCUCGAAUAGCUAGAAUGAAGAUGUGCCGGAAUGUAAAUGUAACGACAAACGAGUACUUCAUCUCCUUUCAUGUUGUUUUUCUUGUGUUCUCCUCUUGUAUGACAAGUAGAGAUCACUGCAGGGAAACCAGAGGCAUCCACGCUUCUUGGACAAAACUAUCAAAGGUUUACAUGACAUAAUGGAUGGCUGGAGAACACAGGAAUGAGAAGAGAGACUUGACAAAAAGAGUACUUGGAAUGUUUAACUUCUGUGGGUGUCAUUGAGAGGCUUUUUGCCGGUAUUUGAAAUAAACUUUUACAUUAAUAAA